AGCUUAUUCCGUUGUUUCACUUGUAGAGGGUACAGCCAGCGGCAGGCUGGGAAUGGGAAACUUGGGGAUGGUUUGGCUCAGCUCUGGAUCUGGUUCUCUUUUAACCAUAUAAUUGCCCCGCUUAAAAUCCACCGGCAGGCCAUGCCUCCAUGUGGCAGAUUGUAAGUUGCUAAGUAUCACUGACGAUCCCCAGAUCUUCCUUGGCACAGUCAGGGACGGAAAGAAGUGCCGACUUUCCCUUUUUUUCCCCUGUGCGUGCUCCACUAGAACGUUCAAAACUGUUUCUCCAAAGGGUUCUGCAGAAACUCAGACUGUUUUCUAAAGCAGAAGCACUGCAGUCCAAAGUGGAAGCAAUGGGCAGUGUGCGAACCAACCGCUACAGCAUUGUUUCCUCAGAGGAGGAUGGAAUGAAGCUGGCAACAAUGGCUGUUGCCAAUGGCUUUGGAAAUGGGAAGAGCAAAGUACACACCAGGCAGCAGUGCAGGAGCCGGUUUGUCAAGAAAGAUGGCCACUGCAACGUCCAGUUCAUUAAUGUGGGUGAAAAGGGGCAACGCUACCUAGCAGACAUCUUCACCACUUGUGUAGACAUCCGCUGGAGAUGGAUGCUACUUGUCUUCUGUCUUGCUUUCAUCCUCUCGUGGCUGUUUUUUGGCUGUGUGUUUUGGUUGAUUGCCUUAUUGCAUGGGGACCUAGAAAGAACAGAAAGACUGUGUGUCUCUGAAGUUCGUAGCUUCACUGCAGCCUUCCUUUUCUCCAUUGAAACACAGACGACGAUUGGCUAUGGCUUUAGGUGUGUCACAGAUGAGUGCCCCAUCGCCGUCUUCAUGGUGGUUUUCCAAUCCAUAGUUGGUUGCAUCAUAGAUGCCUUCAUCAUUGGUGCAGUCAUGGCCAAGAUGGCUAAACCAAAAAAGCGAAAUGAAACUCUCAUCUUCAGCCACAAUGCUGUAAUAGCCAUGAGGGAUGGGAAGCUGUGCUUGAUGUGGCGGGUUGGAAAUCUGCGUAAAAGCCACUUGGUGGAAGCCCAUGUCAGAGCCCAACUCCUCAAAUCCCGGAUCACUACUGAAGGAGAAUACAUUCCUCUAGAUCAAAUAGACAUCAAUGUUGGCUUUGACAGUGGGAUAGAUCGCAUAUUUUUGGUUUCACCCAUUACAAUUGUACAUGAGAUAGACGAAGAGAGCCCAUUGUACGACUUAAGUAAGCAGGAUAUGGACAAUGCAGACUUUGAAAUUGUAGUAAUAUUAGAAGGCAUGGUGGAAGCCACUGCCAUGACCACCCAGUGCCGUAGCUCAUAUCUGGCAAAUGAAAUCCUCUGGGGCCACCGUUAUGAGCCCGUACUAUUUGAAGAGAAAAACUACUAUAAAGUGGACUACUCUAGAUUCCACAAAACGUAUGAAGUGCCGAACACACCCCUUUGUAGUGCCAGAGACUUAGCAGAAAAGAAAUACAUCCUUUCUAAUGCAAAUUCAUUUUGCUAUGAGAAUGAAGUGGUCCUGACAGGCAAAGAAGAAGACGAGAGUGACAAUGGCAUGCCCGAAAGCACAAGUACAGAUACUCAUCCGGACAUGGACCACCACAGUCAAACAGGGGUGCCCCUAGAACCUAGGCCUUUAAGGCGUGAAUCUGAAAUAUGACUGAGACAAACUAUCUUCAGUAUGGUUAUAAAAUCGAUCUGUCAGCAUCGGGCAUGCUGUGCUGAGAGGUGGCCAUUUUGCAAACAACGGUACUGUUUCACAGAAAUGGGGUUACAGCCCUGAGGAGUUGGCCUGGACUGGUUUAAGUGCUGUCUUCAGAAGAGGAGUAGCAAAAGCGUUAACUUGGAAUGUAAAACACUAUGUCUAUCUGUGAUAGGAAGGCACAUAUAUGUGGUAGAAUAAAUUAUGUAUAUUUUUUUUACAAAACUUGAACUUGCAGGCAAGCUUUGGUUGAGUUUUAUCAUCUGACAUCUAUUUUUUUCCCAGAAUGCUUCUCUCUUGGAAACAAAAAGGUUUUUAAUGGCAUAACAAAGGCAUGAUACUGCCUUAUUACUAUUUUUAAAGCUGCUGCUAACUACACGAACACGAAUUGUAAUUUUUUUGUCGUAGUGUAGCUUUCAUUUUAUAUAUAUAUAUGUAUUCAUAAAAAAAGAGACAGAAAAAAAUACCCUCAGUGUUGAACUUGUCACUUUCAGAGCUCUCUGUCAAUCAAUCAAAAUGACAAUGCUGGGGAAUCUGAACUUCUGUUGAGGCCAGUAGUUUGGUAGAUAGAAUCAAUUUCUCUCUGAUACUAUCCAGUUACAUAAGGAGUAUUAUGUAACGCAAGGCCAUGCAGUAGCCUACAGCAAGAUUGUUUAAUUUGUUUUUGGGAAUGGGGUGGAGAUUCCCCCCCCCCCCGCCCCACAUGUAGAACAUGUUUUCAUUUCAAAACUACCUAAGUGAAUACCAAAGAGAAAAAUGCACACUUUUGCACAGUGAACGUUUUAUUUAAAUAGAACAGGCUGCUUUAACGACAUAAGAAAAAUAGGUUUGACUCAGCCUAUUUUUCCUCCCCAAAGGUCCUUACGUCUGGAGUGUUUUUCCAUGCACCUUAUAACAAAACAAAAGCUUAAGAUUAAUAUAAGGGUGUUCUUUCUGCUACCCUUCACCUUUUGGGGAAUAAACUUCUGAUUUUUUUUGGAAUUAUCAUUUUAUUCUAACAAAAGCUGAGUAGAGGGAAGUGAACAUCUGUUCUUUCCUGUCAUCUAAACACCAGCAAGACUGUGGCAGAAGGUCAAAUGUUAAGUCACAUGUACAUUCCAAAGUAUCUUCUAGAACAUGUAACCAUGUUACAAGUGAAGUGGCAUUUUGGGAGGUGAUUACAAUCCAGUUAUUUUUUUUUAGUCUGAUUCUAAUUUGGUCUUGCCAGACAUCAGCAAAACUAUUGAUUCAGUGAUAGAUACUAGCUUGGUGAGAAUUGACAGGUGAACAAUACAACAUUCUGGUCCUAGGAGAGACACAUGGAAUAAUCUGAUGUAGGAAUCUCUGUUCUGUGUGGGACUGCGUCUCAUUGCCAAGGGAAAGGUGAUAGAAACUUAGCAUAGUAGUUAUUCCAGCUAGUGUUCGAUGAAGGAUCCUCAGUUUGAAGGGAGCAAUACUGUAAAAGAGUUCCCGCUUUUUAAUUACUUGAUAUGCCUCCAUGGAAUGAUUAGUGGACUCAAUAUCUAUAUUGAAGCCUUUUAGAACUGUUACUGCAACCUUCCGCUGAACCAUGACUUGGAUGGUAUUUUUGGAUUUCUUGCCAAGAAUGCUUUAAAAAUUCUCUGUGCCUCUAAGAUCAAGUGUACUGUUUUAGCUGCACCCAUAGGUUACAAAUGUGUGAGUUCUCCAGUAGGGGAGGAUUGACAUGGAUCAAAAUCCAACUCUUUUACAGUAUUGAAUCUCACGGUAUGCCAUUAAAAAUAACUUGCUCUGGUUCUAAUUCAGUUUUGGAAAUCAAUAUUGGUGGAUGAUUGUGGCCUCCAAGAGGGAAAAUUGCAGUUAUGUGGCAUUUUGCAGAUAGUAUAAACUUAACUUUGAGUUGAAUAGGGAAGUUCUACGCUGGAGCACUUGAUAGUGCAAAUGCAAACAGGUUGUUUUUGCUUCGUCAGGCCAGGUUGUAUAUAUGUACUAUGUACUGAAGUUAAAAGGGGUGAAUUGAUAUGCAAAGCAACCUAAUUGGAGUCCCUGGGUCAGAGAAACAAUGAAAUCAUUUGAACGCAACUCAUGCUGCUACUGUGAUAUUCUUGCAACAGAAAAAAAAGUGCAAACCAAAGAGUAUUCAGUGAAAUAUGAAAAAAAGAAGGGAGGAAACUAUUCAAAAAUGCACAAAGUUCCCACUUGCAAGUCUUGAGACAUUAAAGGAAAAGGUGGAUUGAGAAAGUGUUGAAUAUUCUUUUUAAAAAAACAGCAACAACAACAGAAGGGAUUUUUGAAAAAUCAAAUUUUCUUUCUUUUCUUUUUUUCUGGUGCAGAGCUGACUUUUCUUUUCCAAGAUGCAGGGUUUUGGUGUGUUCAGAAUAUUUUUUAAAAAAACAAAAAUGUACAUUUUUAUAAAAUUUAUCAAGUAUUUUCAUAUUUAAAGCCAAAUGUAAAUAGGAGUCAGUUUUAAAAAAGAGAUUGACAGGCGAAAAGGCCAAGAUGGCAUCAGUCAGAACCUACGAUGCUGCUGGUUAGCAUGGUUUUUGCAAGCCUUAUGGAGUUUCUAGUGCUAUGACUUUUUUUGUUAUUUAUUUAGGCAUGGAUUUUUAACUUGAUUGUUUUUUCCCCAAGCUAUUGGUAUUUUACCAGCUUUCAGAUUGCUUGAGAGUGGAUAAUCUGUCGCACUCUUUGAAGGAUUUUUCUUCUUCAAAUAACCCUUUGUCUUUACCUGUUGGCUUCUGCAUGUUGCAAUUGCUAGGAUAGAAACUUGCAUUGUGUAAUGCGUAUCACGGCACCUGCCAGCCCUGAGUUGGUCAGUUUGAAAACUGAACAUGCUGUGGGAGGUGCAGCCUAGGUUCAGUAAUCAUUGUGAAGCUACGGAUAUAGGGCAUUUUUUUAAAAAGUAGCUGAUAAGGGGAAAUUGUCAAAAGUGUUCAGCAGUUGAAAUCUGUGAUGCAAUUGUCAGUCACUUAAAUCAAUGGGAUUUUUUUUUCCUCCACUGACUUCAUUAGAAUGUGGAUUGCACACUUAACUCACAUUUGUGGGUUCAGGACUUAAAGGAAAAGUAGUUAAUUUUCCUCUUUUCUUAAAUACUUGAAUGGAGCCCCUUUUCUUAUAUGGAACUAGCAUAAUUUUACACAAUGGACAAGCAAGGUAGACUAUGAACUCCCUGUUAUUUCUCAUCCAUGACAUGAUGUGCAAUUUUUGCUAAGAAAAUUGCCGUGCUUUAGACACACUGCUCAGCCACAGGGACCUUUGGUUUCUGACUCUUGAUUUAAUUGCACAUGCUUUCAUUUGGCAAAGACAAAGGAUUCUGGUAUUUUAGUUCUCUUUUUGUGUUGGGGGGGAUUACAAGGUAAAAUUGAAAAGUACUGUAAUGUCUUAAAAAAGCCGGUUGCUGCUGAACAUCUUCAAGAUAGGAGGGUGCUGCGUCGUUCCCUUCUCGUACAUGAAUUUUCUGUUCUGCAGCAGUUCAUAAAGUGAACAAACCAAUAGGCAUUUGACAAUCGUUCUCCCUUACUGUUUUCCUGUUUGCAGCCUUUUGUAUCAAAGUCUUCCUGACAUACUGCACAAAUCAUGGAUUGUACAGAUUUUUUUUAUAUAUAUUAUAUAUAUAUUGUCUUAUUUUAUUAUUUCUAAAUAAAUAAAAAAUAAAGUA
This is a messenger RNA of Sphaerodactylus townsendi, 5289 nucleotides long. It is a transcript of the gene KCNJ2, whose product is annotated as potassium inwardly rectifying channel subfamily J member 2. The transcript is spliced from 2 exons. Lineage: Eukaryota; Metazoa; Chordata; Lepidosauria; Squamata; Sphaerodactylidae. Bases 354 to 1631 code for a protein of 425 amino acids. Gene Ontology annotation, molecular function: inward rectifier potassium channel activity. The record is from RefSeq and is a predicted model, not a curated record. Gene Ontology annotation, biological process: regulation of monoatomic ion transmembrane transport; potassium ion import across plasma membrane. Gene Ontology annotation, cellular component: plasma membrane.